Oncorhynchus mykiss (rainbow trout) is the source of this 2762-nucleotide messenger RNA. NCBI's taxonomy places the organism in Eukaryota, Metazoa, Chordata, Actinopteri, Salmoniformes, Salmonidae. The record is from RefSeq and is a predicted model, not a curated record.
AUGGUUGAUGAAAACCUGCUCCUAGAGCGCUCAGACCUGGCCGGAGACGUUGGAAAAUUAGAGCUCCACUGUGAGAAGAACAACAAAGCCCACAAAACCAAUGACAUCUCAGUGAACAGACUGAUAGUCAGGAGAGGCCAGUCCUUCCUGGUCACCUUUGACUUCCAUGGCCCCUUCAGAUCCACAACAGACUUACUGGAGCUGAUGGUGGAGACAGGACCCCAGCCUUCAGAGGCACUGGGGACCAGGUCAGUGUUCGGGCUACCUGAAGGCCGUUGGAAGCGUUCAUCCUGGAAGGUCAAGGUUCACCAGGGCUCAGUGCUCCCGGCGGGUUCAAUCACCCUGGACAUCACCAGCCCAGCAGACGCCCCAGUGGGAGAGUACAGCCUGUCUGUAAAGACCAGCGCCACCGCCUCAGUGGGCAGCAGUCUGGGCAAGCUCCUUCUGCUGUUUAAUCCCUGGUGCCAAGAGGACUGGGUGCAUCUACCUGAGGAGGAGGAGAGGCAGGAGUAUGUGAUGAGAGAACAAGGCCUGGUGUACAAAGGUUCUGACAAAUACAUCAGCUCUAUGGCGUGGAACUUCGGACAGUUUGAAGACGAUAUAGUGGACAUUUGCCUGAAGCUGCUUGAUGUGAAUUCCAAGUGUCUGAGUGACCCCGCCAAGGACUUCUCUGCUCGUUGCAACCCCAUCUAUGUCAGUAGGGUGGUCAGUGCCAUGAUCAACGCUAACGAUGACGGAGGUGUCCUGAUGGGGCGGUGGGAUGGUCAAUACGAUGGUGGCGUGUCCCCCACUCACUGGAACGGCAGUGUGGAGGUACUAAGGAGGUGGCUCAAAUAUGGUGGCAAUCCAGUCAAGUAUGGCCAGUGUUGGGUGUUCGCCGCUGUAAUGUGCACAGUACUGAGGUGUUUGGGAAUCCCAUGUCGAGUGGUUACCAACUUCCAGUCAGCCCACGACACCGACAAAAACCUGACAAUUGAUGAAUUCUUCUCCAAGGAUGGAGUCAGACUCAAACAGAGCCCCGACAGUGUGUGGAACUACCAUGUGUGGGUGGAGGCUUGGAUGAGACGGCCCGAUCUCUCAGCAGACUCCUUAUACGAUGGCUGGCAGGCUGUGGACCCCACCCCCCAGGAGAAAAGCACUGGUGUUUACUGCUGCGGCCCUGCUCCAGUCAAGGCCAUACUGCAGGGUCACGUUGACCUCAAAUACGAUGUGCCCUUUGUCUUCGCCGAAGUCAACGCCGACCGUGUAACCUGGAUGGUGUUCGCUGACGGCUCCAAGAAAAAGAUCUCCACGGACACUGUGUCCGUAGGCCAGAACAUCAGCACCAAGGCAGUGGGCAGCGACAAGAGAGUGGACAUCACGGCCAACUAUAAACAUGCAGAGGGCACGGAAAAGGAGAGGGCUGUGUACAAUCAAGCUGUGAAAAGAGUCAACAUACCCGAAGAGAAUUCAAAUGGGAUCCAUGACGACAAACCUGGCGUUUCCAUGAAGAUCGUGGAGCUGACCAAGCCGAUCAGCGGCAAAGACAUCGAGCUCAAGCUUGUACUGAACAGCAACGACAGUGUGACUCGGAAAUUAGUGAUCAAUGUCAAUGUUCAGGCCAUGAGAUACAACGGGAUCCCAUCCUCCCAGAUACAGACCGAAUUGAAAGAACAGAAGCUCCUUCCCAACCAAGAUCUGAUUAUACCCAUCCACAUCCCCUUCUCUGUGUAUGGUGAGAAAAUGCGGGAGAGCAACAGCAUCAAGGUUUCGGCUGUGGUCACAGACAAGGACAAGAGUGGGGCAGUGUACAUCACAGAGAAAGACUUUGUGUCACAGAGCCCUUCGCUCACCAUCAAAGCCAUUGGAUCUGAAUUGCAGUAUAGUGACAUGAUGGCAGAGGUUGUGUUUGAGAACCCUCUAUCCGAAGGUCUAAGAGACUGCUUCAUAACAGUGACCGGCAGUGGCUUGCUGACUGAAACAAUGGAAGCCAGAACGCCUUUGAUAAAACAAGGGCAACGACUAUGUGUGAAGAUUCCCUUCACCCCAUACAGACCCGGUCCUAAGAAGCUAGUGGCCGGCUUCAACUGUGAUCAAUUCAGGGACAUAAAGGCAAGCUGCAAUGUCUACAUCAAACCGUCACCAGUGUUGUCCCCCCACUGCCGUAGAUAGUAAAGCCCUCGUGAGAAUUACUCUAAUAACUCAAAUAAGUUCAUCAAUUUAUACCAUAUUUUCCUGUUAUAUCCUGUAUCAGCCUUUCUUAAAGUAGGGGUCGCGAGCCUGACCUGUUAAUGGUGGGUCGUGACGUGUCAGAGUAAAUGUAUCAAUAUUUCAUAUAUGUCACGUGUCAAUACUUCACAGCUUUUUUUUCUCAACAUGUGUUUUUUGGGGGGCUGAAAUGCCUUCUGGAACAUGUGAACUUUCAUGUACCUUAAUAACAAACAUGUAUGCCAUCCGUAAAUAUGAAUAAAAUUGUGAAAUUACCAGCCUAGUUGGUUUAGCCACUGAAAAAGGCAGGAACCUUCCCGCUAGUCAUGAUUGGCUGAGAUAAUGUAAUGGCUGGAUAUGCCGAGACAUGAGUUCGAAUUGGUCUGCCAUGUAGCACGCUUCUGUCUAUAACAUGAGCUGGUCAGUAUGUGUUGCUUUCCACUUUCUAGAGGAACGAGUUUUGAUAUCAGUGGAAUGCCCGGUGGAAUUAGAGUAUGCACGCCCAAUUUUUCAGUUUUUGACUUGUUAAAAAAGUUUGAAUUAUCCAAUAAAUGUCGUUCCACUUCAUGAUUGUG